Molecule: messenger RNA, 1724 nt
Organism: Neopelma chrysocephalum (saffron-crested tyrant-manakin)
Lineage: Eukaryota; Metazoa; Chordata; Aves; Passeriformes; Pipridae
Gene: UFD1
Product: ubiquitin recognition factor in ER associated degradation 1
Exons: 12
Coding region: 87-1010 (307 amino acids)
Cellular component (GO): VCP-NPL4-UFD1 AAA ATPase complex
Molecular function (GO): polyubiquitin modification-dependent protein binding
Source: RefSeq, a predicted model, not a curated record
GCCCGCCCAGCCCGUGAGGUGGAGCAGCGGCCCCGGCCCGGCCCGACCCGGCGGCCCGAGGGAGCCCCGGCGCCGGCACCGCCGCCAUGUUCUCGUUUAACAUGUUCGACCACCCCAUCCCCCGCGUGUUCCAGAACCGCUUCUCCACCCAGUACCGCUGCUUCUCGGUGUCCAUGCUGGCCGGGCCUAAUGACAGGUCAGAUGUGGAGAAAGGCGGGAAGAUAAUUAUGCCACCGUCGGCUUUGGAUCAACUCAGCCGCCUGAACAUCACGUACCCCAUGCUGUUCAAGCUGACCAACAAGAACUCGGACCGCAUGACGCACUGCGGGGUGCUCGAGUUCGUGGCUGACGAGGGCAUUUGUUACCUGCCACACUGGAUGAUGCAGAACUUGCUGCUGGAAGAGGGAGGCCUGGUGCAAGUGGAGAGUGUUAAUCUGCAGGUUGCUACUUACUCAAAAUUCCAGCCACAGAGUCCAGAUUUUCUUGACAUCACCAAUCCCAAAGCUGUAUUGGAGAAUGCAUUGAGAAACUUCGCCUGUCUAACGACUGGGGAUGUUAUUGCCAUCAACUACAAUGAAAAGAUCUAUGAGCUGCGGGUGAUGGAGACCAAACCGGAUAAGGCCGUGUCCAUCAUCGAGUGUGACAUGAAUGUGGAUUUUGAUGCUCCUUUGGGGUACAAAGAACCAGAAAGAAGUGCACAACACGAAGAGAGCACAGAUGUGGAAGCAGACCACAGUGGAUAUGUGAGUGACAUAGGAUUUCGUGCAUUCUCGGGUUCUGGGAACAGACUGGAUGGCAAGAAGAAAGGUGUGGAGCCUAGUCCCUCACCAAUUAAACCAGGAGACAUCCGAAGAGGAAUUCCCAACUAUGACUUCAAGAUUGGUAGAAUCACAUUCAUUAGAAACUCACGUCCACUGGUUAAGAAAGUCGAAGAGGAUGAAUCUGGAAGCCGGUUUAUUGCCUUUUCAGGAGAAGGCCAGUCCCUGCGCAAAAAGGGAAGGAAGCCCUAGGCUGUGGUACUUCAGUUAGUUAGGAGGAAAAUAAAGUAACAGUUGCAGCAUAUUGGAUCUUAGUUAUUGCAGUUGUGAGGAGAGAUCGUUUUGCAACAUAGGAACCCUCUUGCUGGUUUUGGUUUCAUGUUUAAAACUGGAGCUGUCAGACUGUCUUAAUUUUCAGUUGAAAAUUGAGUCCUGGGAAUUUGGAAGGAGCUUUUUGUAUGUGUUGUAAAGAGUGGAACGUAGAUCUCUGAUCAACCUGAGAAGUAAAACUAACAAGCUCUACCUUACUAAAGAUCCAGUUCUUAGACUACAUCCUCCUCUCCUAUCCUGAGUGAUGAUGGUCUCAUGUCACUCUUUGCUUGGUGUUUUCCUCCCUCUCUAUAUAAUUUUGCCACAAUUUCAGGUAAGCUUUUUUGGUGUGGUGCAGGUGAAGGCUGACACUUUGGUGUUUAGGACUUUUGUGCAGGGAGUCUCCUUGAGCUUUAGCUUCAGGUGUUGGGUUCUCAACCAUUUUAAGCAAAACCCCUGUAAGUGCUUUUUAUAUUUAUAAUUAUUAACAUGCCUUUUAAUAGUUCAGAUACUAUAACGUAGCAAUCUAAGGGCAGGUGUAGGGAGAGGCAAGACCCAGCUGCGCCGCCCUGCUUUGGAACGGCCGCGUGGGUGUCACCCGAGGGUACGCGGGGGCAACCUCUGCGCUGUGCUAAAAGUAAAGGAUCCUGGUAACCA